GCAAUUUGACUUUUUCACGCAAUCUGUCCAUCACGUUUGGAGGGGGGAAGUGGGUCCCGUUGUAGGUAAAGUGAUCCAAUGUUCCACGAGAGAUGUUAUGGUGUUGGUGGGGGGAGACAAAUACUUGCUCUUUGUCUCUGCUUCCUUUUUUUACAUCAGGGGUCUCAAUAAGUCCCUUAGCCUACUGAAGUUUUGAAAUGAUCCCGAUUGAUGCAAACGUUCACCAGAUGGAAACGAUGUGCGUAAAGACGCAACAUAAAACCUAUAUUACCGCAACGAAGAUGCCAAAGGAGAUAUUUUUCAUGAAGCUGGUGUUUAUUUGUGUUUUGUAGGGAUCGGAAACUACACUCCCUUUCACCCAUGUAGUCUCGUGCACAGUUUUGACAUACCGCUAAAGCGAGAGCAGCAAGAUGCCUGGAGAGCCUCUCGGGUUUGAGCGUGCCAAGUGAAGAGAAAGCAAAACAUGGCUGGUUUAAUGGCAGGUUUUGGUCAUUACACCCACGCUAUCGUCCGGGGAAUCCCUGCAUCCCUGGCCAAAGAGGCGCUCCGGAGCAGCCAGGAGGCGGUGGAGGUGGACCUGGCCAAGGCGCGGAGGGAACACGAGGCGUACGUCGAGGUCCUGGGCACGAGGCUGGGGCUGGAGGUGGUCGAGCUCCCCGCGGACGAGGCGCUCCCGGACUGCGUGUUCGUGGAGGACGCGGCGGUGGUGUGCGGUGACACGGCGCUGCUCACCAGACCCGGAGCGGAGAGCAGGAGGGGAGAGGCUGAGGCAAUGAAAGGAGCUCUGAAGGAUUUGAAUCUGAACAUCGUGGAAAUGACUGAUGAGAAUGCCACACUGGAUGGAGGAGACGUGCUGUUUACAGGUCGAGAGUUCUUUGUCGGCCUUUCCAAACGGACCAAUCAGAGAGGAGCCGAGAUCCUAGCAGAUGCCUUUAAGGACUAUGCUGUGUCCACCGUGCCUGUCCUGGAAGGUCUGCACCUGAAGAGCUUCUGCAGUAUGGGGGGACCUGGCCUCAUUGUCAUCGGCUCCAGUGAACCUGCACAGAAAGCCCUCAAAAUCAUGCAGCAGAUGAGCGACCAUCGCUAUGACAAACUGACCGUGCCUGAUGACCUCGCUGCAAACUGCAUUUACAUGAACCUGCCAAAUAAAGGACAUGUGCUGCUGCACUGCACAUCGCAGGAGUUUCCAGAGAGUGUUAAGGUGUUUGAGAAGUUGAAAGACCACAUGUUGAUCCCUGUGUCCAACAUGGAGAAGGUCAAAGUGGAUGGAGCCCUCACAUGCUGCUCUGUACUCAUCAACAAGAAGGCCAACAUCUGAGCACGUUCACCAGGAUGUCUCUCAGUGCAGUGGUAGAAGAGCGGGGCAUGACACCGACCACCAAGGACCCAGAGGUUUAGCAAAGCUGUAUUUGUUCUUUGAAAGAGGAAAGUAUGCUGCUGCUGAGGGACAAAGAAAAUCUAAAUUUGAGGGAGAUAUCCAGUCCUAUCCCCCCUAAACACUUACUUUAUAAUAUAAGGUCUUACAGAUAUGUGAAUAGUUGAUUUCUCUUAAUGAAGGCAGUUAAUUUUAGGUUAUAGUUGUGUCCGUAGAAGGAAGUAAUGUUUUGAAUCAAUAUUCAAUUUUGGAUUUGGAUGUAUUACAUUUUCUAUAAAAAGCUUAAAAAUAAGGCAAAAUAUGAAUGAUUUUUGAAUAGUGGGUCAUAUUUUCUUUAAUGUAUUUGCCUUUUAGAAAUUACUCUGCCAUUAAAAUGUAUUUCUAAUUAACAAAUAUGAAGGAGGGUAGCUCUGACCUAUGGUCAAAACAGGAGUACACCUUGUGCCAUAGAGCAACCCUUUUGUUUGUAGACCAAUCAGUGCUCAUUGUGAUGUUUUACGGUGUAAACCAUACAUUAUAGAGCACUAAACCAACAAAAUCAGAUAGAUCUAUUUGGGGGAAAUACUUAUUAACUAUUAAAAAAAUUCCAGUAUUCAGUGCAGGUUUAUAGGAAAGGCCAUUUAUACAGUUGGUUUCUACUGUUUACAUCCAUCAUUUCAACUGUGAUUUAGUUUUGUGUGUAUCUGGUAAUAUAAUGCAAAUGAUGCUCAUUUGUAAUGUAUUUUUGAAGAACUGUAUUUAAACACAAGAUGAAGGAAAGGAAUCUGCUACUGAUGUAACAUGAAAACCUCAAUGAUUCUUUACAAUUUGGGUGUUAAAUUGCUGCUAAUUAUUAAACAGUUGGUGCUGA
Molecule: messenger RNA, 2225 nt
Organism: Cheilinus undulatus (humphead wrasse)
Lineage: Eukaryota; Metazoa; Chordata; Actinopteri; Labriformes; Labridae
Gene: ddah1
Product: dimethylarginine dimethylaminohydrolase 1
Exons: 7
Coding region: 464-1318 (284 amino acids)
Biological process (GO): arginine metabolic process; positive regulation of nitric oxide biosynthetic process
Molecular function (GO): amino acid binding; dimethylargininase activity
Source: RefSeq, a predicted model, not a curated record